UAGGGGUUAGAGCAUUCCGUGCGUAAUUGCAUUGGAAGCGAUAAUUGUACUAAUAAGAAGAGGAGAUCACGUGCCGGUACGAGGGCGGAGGCAAGGCGUCGGCGGCGGCGGCGCGGUCGGUGGCACGGCAACUGCUCGUACCGUAUCGUAUUGGUAUUUCAUUCCAUCAGCGGUGGCCGGAGUAGGAGGAACGCAGCCGCUCUCGCCACCUUUUCCACUCUAAUUUUGCUCUGACCAGAAUUAAGGAAGGGUUGGGUCAACCACUGUCUCCUCGUCGGACUCUGAUCUCAAUUGCGGUGUUUUGGCUGAUGAUCAUUUUGUUUGUUUGUGAAAUUUUGCAUUGGCAAGAAAAUCGUCGUGCUCUUGCUUUGGUAAUCUAGAAAUCUUAAGGUCAUGGCUGAGAAGACAAUUAUAGCUAUUUGUCAAUCAGGCGGUGAAUUUGAGACUAGUAGAGAUGGUACGCUUUCAUACCAUGGAGGAGAUGCCCAUGCCAUUGACUUGGAUGAUAAAAUGAAGUUUAAUGAGUUCAAGAUGGAAGUAGCAGAAAUGUUUAAUUGUAAUUUGGACACUAUGUCGAUCAAAUACUUCCUCCCUGGCAACAGGAAGACUCUCAUUACUGUUUCCAAUGACAAGGAUCUAAAACGCAUGAUAAAGUUUCAUGGAGAUUCUGUAAGUGUUGAUAUUUACAUAACCAUGGAAGAAGUUGUUGCUACUGCCGUCUCAAAUUUGCCUGCCAGCAGGUCAAGCAGAACUACUUUGUCAGAAACAGUGGUACCUGUUGAUGGUACUCCUCUUACUAUUAUUCAUGGUAUUGGGGACGAUAAUACUCACGCUGAUAUCCAACUUGAUGGUGUGCUUGAUGUUGUGGAUGACACAAACCCUAUAGUUAAUCACAUUGAUAUAGGAGGUGAUAUUACACCAAUUCUUCCUCUUCUUGGUUCAAAUGAUGAGAAGCAUGGCAAAGGUGCACAGCAGUGGCAGAAUACCAUUACUGGCGUGGGUCAAAGAUUCAGCAGUGUUCACGAGUUUCGUGAAUCACUACGUAAAUAUGCCAUUGCACAUCAAUUUGCAUUCAGGUACAAGAAAAAUGAUAGUCAUCGGGUGACUGUUAAAUGCAAGGCUGAAGGUUGCCCUUGGAGGAUUCAUGCAUCAAGGUUGUCAACCACUCAAUUAAUAUGUAUUAAGAAGAUGAAUCCCACACAUGCAUGUGAAGGGGCAGUUACAACUACAGGCCACCAGGCUACAAGGAGUUGGGUGGCCAGUAUUAUUAAGGAGAAACUAAAGGUUUUUCCAAAUUACAAACCAAAGGAUAUUGUCAAUGACAUCAAACAGGAAUAUGGAAUACAAUUAAACUACUUCCAGGCCUGGCGUGGGAAAGAAAUAGCAAAGGAACAGCUUCAAGGUUCAUAUAAAGAAGCAUAUAGUCAGUUACCUCUUUUGUGUGAGAAAAUAAUGGAGACUAAUCCAGGCAGUCUUGCCACCUGCGACACUAAAGAAGACUCGAGUUUUCACCGUCUCUUUGUCUCAUUCCAUGCCUCGUUAGGUGGUUUCCAACAGGGUUGUCGUCCUCUUAUUUUCCUUGACAGCAUUCCUUUGAAGUCGAAAUAUCAGGGAACAUUAUUGGCUGCUACAGCUGCUGAUGGUGAUGAUGGUUUUUUUCCUGUUGCAUUUUCUGUCGUUGAUACAGAAAGUGAAGAUAACUGGAGCUGGUUUCUUUUACAAUUAAAAUCAGCGUUGUCAACAUCUUGUCCUAUAACAUUUGUGGCAGAUAGACAGAAGGGUUUAACUGUUUCAAUUGCUGGUAUAUUCAAGGGCUCGUUUCAUGGCUACUGCCUAAGGUACUUAACCGAACAACUUAUUAGAGACUUGAAAGGGCAAUUUUCCCAUGAGGUGAAGCGACUCAUAGUUGAGGACUUCUAUACUGCUGCUUAUGCACCUAAACCAGAAAAUUUUCAGAGGUGCGUUGAAAGCAUUAAAAGCAUUUCAUUAGAGGCUUACAAUUGGAUCCUACAAAGUGAACCCCAGAAUUGGGCAAAUGCAUUCUUUGAGGGUGCUAGGUAUAACCACAUGACAUCGAACUUUGGAGAGCUGUUCUACAGUUGGGUUUCAGAUGCGCAUGAAUUGCCUAUCACACAAAUGGUUGAUGCGAUCAGGGUUAAGAUAAUGGAGUUGAUCUAUGCACGGCGAGCAGAAUCUGACCAAUGGUUGACAAGGCUAACCCCAUCCAUGGAGGAAAAGUUGGAGAAGGAAGGCCACAAGGUUCAUAGUCUUCAAGUGCUAUUGUCUGCGGGUAGCACAUUUGAAGUUCGAGGCGACUCUAUUGAAGUUGUUGACGUUGAUCACUGGGAUUGUACUUGUAAAGGGUGGCAGCUUACUGGAUUACCAUGUAGUCAUGCAAUUGCAGUCCUUGGCUGUCUUGGCCGAAGCCCUUAUGAAUUUUGCUCCCGAUAUUUCACAACUGAAAGCUACAGAUUAACGUAUUCAGAGUCGGUACAUCCCAUUCCCCAUGUUGACGUACCCAUACAAAAAGGUUCUUUACAGGCCUCGGUGACUGUAACUCCUCCUCCUACGCGUCGUCCACCUGGUAGACCUACAUCAAAGAGAUAUGGAUCCCCAGAGGUGAUGAAACGUCAGCUUCAAUGCAGCAGAUGCAAGGGGCUCGGGCACAACAAAUCAACCUGCAAAGAGUUUCUGCAGAGUGUUUGAUAUUGAUUGUGAAAGAGGAAGGGUCAUCCGAGAGCUCCAUUGUAUAAAGGACUGGGCUGAACUUAACACUAUACCUAGCUGUACUUAUUUGCUUCGAAUGACUGACUUUAGAUGGUAGUCUCUCUCUCUCUCUCUCUCUCUCUCUCUCUCUCUCUCUCUCUCUUAGUUGGUUUUGCUAACUUUUGGUAUAACAGAGAACAAUAAUUUUUAGGAAAGCAAUGAAAAUAGGUGUAGGUUUUUUGACUGGCCUCACUGAAUUACAGACAUGGAGCAAAUAUGUUACGGUUUAAUUUAUUCUCAUCUCCAAAUUUCCAGUAUUUUUAUAUAUCUCUCUCUUCUCUUCCUCAAUCCUCCCCUCAUAGAAGAAUAGUGAGAGAGAGGAUGGUGAUUCCAUUUCUUAGCUAUUUGUUAGGUAGUCCAAAAAAGAAUAAAAACCUACCAAGCAAAUGUUGAAAUUUUUUUACAGGAAUUCAUGGAUUUUUUAAAAGUUGAGAAAGUGACCAAGUUCAUGGGUCACAAUUAAAUUUAAACCUGUUGACCUUUUUGUUAAGAAACACUUGUCAAAAGUGUAAAUUAUUUUCAUCUAAUAUGUUCUAUUUAUCAAGAAUUUUAAUACAAUUAGUUAUCGAGAUUAUUGCCAAAAAAUGGGAGGUAUGUCAUUUGUUUAUCUUACAGUUAAUUGGGAAAAAUAAUUAUUAUUAGAUGAGACUUUGAGGUUGAUGCUUUCCUCAUUCUGAAACUCAUAUCAAAUAGCAGAAGGCAGCAUAUAGCAUAUAUGCAUGUCUUUUAGCGGGAAUGGUAUAUCAUAGGGGACCAUCAACUUUGGAAGGUCUUCAGAUUUUCCUGCAGUUUUUAUUACCUGGUGGCUUCUACUGCCUGCUUCAUGCACAUUAUGAAAAUCCAGAUAUUAGCAGAACGUGAGGAGAAAAUUCAAAACUGAGGUCAAAGAAAUACGCAAAGUUUUCCACUGAGAUCUUUGCAACAAACAGUACAAUUUGGCAAUGGAAUUUGAAGCUCAUCUCAGCUCAUAUGAGCACAAUCAUCGAAAGGUGUGAAAUGGGGAGUUUCCUCUUAAAUAGUCCUUAUCUUGCAGAAUCCCCUGCUCCCCUUUCUUACUUUGGAUGGUCCUAUGAAGUUCCAUUAAAUCUAAUAAAGCAAUGUUGGAUGAUAUUGCCGCGUUUUAAAGAAAUGAGAGAAAUGCAUGGUACAAGCAGCCAAGAUGACAGAAACAAGCGGGAACAGCAACGUGAAGAGAAAGAGAUGGCAAAAUUUUGCUCAAAUUGCAGAUGCCUGUAAGAAGCAGCAGCAGAUGCUGGAUCAACAAGAAAGAUCAGCCAAUGCUCCUGUGUCUACUGAACUUAGAAAUGCUACAUCACUUGCAGAUCUGGAUCAGCGGAAAACAUUAAAAUUUGGAUUGUCUCCUAAAGGUGGCACCUCAAAGAACAUUUUUGGUGGAGCCACAAAGAAACCGAAAGUAGCUACUGUGGCUUCAGUUUUCGGGAACGAUAACAAUGAUGAAAAGCAGAACAUUUCCCAGGUUGCAUCUUGUAUCAGCAUUAUGAGGUGUUGUAUCUUUAAGGAAUGCCUUCUCGCCCCUAACUUGAAGUUCCUGCUUCAUAUGAUGGCUACUCAUGAUUUUCUCACUGGUUCUUUCUUCUCCAUUUUGUAUUUUGAGGUCUGUGAUUGACUAAAUGUAUUGGGUAUUGGUGAGAGGAAGCUAAAAUACUCAAAUGCUGAUUUACUGUGCAUUGAUCAACUAGUGGAUGCCUAAGUGGAUGCAGAUCAUUAUUGGAUUGAACCACUA
This is a messenger RNA of Momordica charantia (bitter melon), 4510 nucleotides long. RefSeq lists its product as uncharacterized. NCBI's taxonomy places the organism in Eukaryota, Viridiplantae, Streptophyta, Magnoliopsida, Cucurbitales, Cucurbitaceae. The record is from RefSeq and is a predicted model, not a curated record. Gene Ontology annotation, molecular function: zinc ion binding; protein binding.